AUGAUCGGACAAGAUCGCGAGUCUGCUGCCUGGUCCCAGGCCGGGCUAGGCGCAAGGAGGCGGAGGCGGAGAUGGAGGCGCGGCAGGCUGCCCGGGCCGAACCUGCCCUCCAGGUCCCUCCUCCUUUUUCUCCUUCUCCUCCUCCUCCUCGCCCUGGCGCGCGCGCUCACCUUUCUCCUGCUCUUCGGCUUGCAAACAGAUGGGGAUGUUCUUCUUCCAGCCCGGCAUGGUGCGCCCUGCUGCUGCUCCUCCUCUCUUCGCCCGCGCUCUCUCCCGGCUUUCUUGCUAGCUCGCUCUCUCCCGAUCGCGCUCUCCUCCCCUCUGUCUCUGCGGCUCGCAGCUGCCUCGUAUCGCUCGUCCUCUUCCUCCACUCCCCCGAGGCUGGCUCAGAGGGGCUGGGGCCAGGAGGCGGCGGCUCCCCGGCACAUUGCAGUCGGCGCCGGUGCCUGCCCGGGUCCUUCUCCUCGCAGCCCCUCUCUCUCUCCGCCUCGCUCCCUCGUUAGCGGCGGUCACGGUCAGCGGGCAGGAGGGGCUGCAGCAGCGGCAGCCUUGGGCCGGCGAGGGCUGGGAGAGGGCGGGGGGCUCUCACGCUUUCCACGAGGCCACCCGGGGCCAGGGAGAAGGAGGGGGUGGGCUUCAGAGGAUUUCAAAGCCCUGGGGGGAGGUAGGUGUAAGCUGGAGGAAGGACCGGGUUUCCUUCUGCUGCUGCUGCGGCUCCUUCCCUUUCCUCCUCCUCUUCUCUGGGCCGCCAGCAGGUGGGACUCGGAACCGGAGUGGCCGCAGCCGCCGCCGCACACCGAGCUCUCGGGGCUCCUCUCUCCGGAUCCUCCCGCCCUGAGACCGUGAGCGAGUCUGAACCAGGCGGCGGGCGGGCGAGGGAAAGAGCGAGCGAGCGAGCCAAGCGAGGAGGGAGGGAGCGAGUGCGCGCACAGCUACACUCACAGGCUCUCUCACACACAUAUACACACACAAACACACACACACUCACAGAGCGGAGAGCAGCGAGCGCCAGGGCGGCCACGGGCGCUCCCUUUCCCAGCAGGUGAAGUAACUGAGACCUGGAGACGCUGAGCAACUUGACCUGUGUCACAAAAGAUCCAUUUUCCUGAAUACUGGAUAAUCCUGAGCCAUGAUUAGCCCGAAGGUUUUCUUCACUACAAAACCAAACACUAUGAGCUGCCCCAGUUUUUUUUACUAACCACUAUAAUGUUUUAUGAAGGCUUUGAAAGAACUGCUGGUGUCUUCCCUGAACUGAGGGGUACAUGCCAGGCUGCUCUUUUUGCAAUGCAAUAAUGUAGCCAGAGAAAUUUAAUAACUGUUGAAGAUGGAAAGAUUGGAUUUAUAUAUAUAUAUAUGUAUGUAUACCACUGCAUAAAGCAAUCUGAUGAGACAGUGA
This is a messenger RNA of Antechinus flavipes (yellow-footed antechinus), 1396 nucleotides long. RefSeq lists its product as uncharacterized. The record is from RefSeq and is a predicted model, not a curated record. NCBI's taxonomy places the organism in Eukaryota, Metazoa, Chordata, Mammalia, Dasyuromorphia, Dasyuridae. The coding region runs from base 1 to 846 and encodes 281 amino acids. The transcript has 3 exons.